UUUCUCCCCUUUUUACUUUACUGCUGUCAAGUAACAACAGGGUUGGCUUUUGCCUGAAAAUCCUCUUGUAAACUGAAUUAUACUUGCUGUACUGUAAUAAAAUGUUUGGGUUAAUGGAAACAGCUGACUUGGCUGUUGUAGGAUUUUAUUUUGUUCUUGUAUUAUGCAUUGGCUUUUUUGUGAUGUGGAAGACUAACAGAAGUACUGUGAGUGGGUACUUUCUUGCAGGACGCUCUAUGACCUGGAUAGCAAUAGGUGCUUCAUUGUUUGUAAGCAAUAUUGGCAGUGAGCAUUUUAUUGGGUUAGCAGGAUCUGGGGCAGCCAGUGGGUUUGCAGUGGGAGCUUGGGAGUUAAAUGCAAUGUUGAUUUUACAGGUAUUAGGUUGGAUAUUCAUUCCUGUUUAUAUCAGGUCUGGCGUAUAUACUAUGCCAGAAUACCUUUCAAAACGUUAUGGCGGUACCAGAAUAAAAAUCUAUUUUGCAUUGUUGUCCUUACUAUUGUACGUUUUCACAAAACUUUCCAUUGAUCUGUAUGCUGGUGCACUGUUUAUCCGGGCAUCACUCGGCUGGGACCUGUAUCUCUCUAUUGUCGUUCUGAUUGCAUUGACUGCAGUGUUAACUGUUACAGGAGGACUUGUGGCUGUCAUCUACACAGAUGUCCUGCAGGCCAUUCUUAUGAUUGGUGGAGCUUUAACAUUGAUGAUUGUAGGAAUGGUUAAGGUGGGAGGUUUUGAGGAGCUGAAACGACGAUAUAUGUUGGCCUCACCAAAUGUUACAGCAGUCAUUGCUACUUUCAAUCUAAGCUCUGUCAAUGCUUGCCGCAUUCACCCUAAAGAAGAUUCUUUAAAGGUAUUACGUGAACCAACUGAUGAAGAUAUUCCUUGGCCUGGUUUUCUGUUGGGCCAGACACCAGCUUCUGUUUGGUAUUGGUGUGCUGAUCAAGUCAUUGUGCAACGUGUCUUGGCAGCAAAGAACAUUGCUCAUGCCAAAGGAGCUACCCUAAUGGCUGGUUUUCUGAAACUCUUGCCCAUGUUUAUCAUAGUCGUACCAGGCAUGAUUUCCAGGGUUCUCUUUACUGAUGAGAUUGCUUGCAUUAAUCCAGAACAUUGUAUGCAAGUAUGUGGCAGCAGAGCAGGCUGCUCAAACAUUGCCUAUCCACGACUAGCGUUGGGAAUCUUGCCCGUAGGUCUUCGUGGCCUGAUGAUGGCAGUCAUGAUAGCAGCUUUAAUGAGUGAUUUGGAUUCUAUAUUCAAUAGUGCUAGCACCAUAUUUACCCUUGAUGUUUACAAGCAUCUUCGAAAGGCUGCCAGCUCUCGUGAACUUAUGAUAGUAGGUCGUCUGUUUGUUGUCUUCAUGGUAGCUAUAAGUAUUGCCUGGGUUCCUAUAAUUGUAGAGAUGCAGGGAGGACAAAUGUACCUUUAUAUUCAAGAGGUAGCAGAUUAUCUCACCCCCCCAGUGGCAGCCCUGUUUCUUCUUGGUAUUUUCUGGAAACGCUGCAACGAGCAGGGGGCUUUUUGUGGAGGGUUGGUUGGAUCGGUUUUGGGAAUUAUACGCUUGAUUUUGGCUUUCAUAUAUCACAUGCCAGAAUGUGAUCAAUUUGACACUAGACCAAAUUUCAUCAGAAACAUUCACUACAUGUAUGUUGCAGCAGUUUUAUUUUGGGCCACCAUUAUUACAGCUGUAGUAGUGAGUCUGCUGACCCCUCCUCCUUCCAGAGAUCUGAUUUGCAACACCACAUUCUGGGCAUUAAAAAACGCAGAAAUCAUUGAAAGUGGUCAGAAAGAAGAAUCUGAUAAGUUAACAGAAAGAAGUCUGACAAAAUGUGACAGUGUUAAAUGUGCAGAUAGUUCUGAUUGUAAGCAGAAAGAUGAUGAUUCGUCUCCACUGACUGCUCAAAUAGAAUUAGUGCUGUUGAUGCCUGGAAGUGGUGAUCCCAAAUCCAUGAGCUCUUCAUGUGUUGCUGAAGAUCAGAUGCAAAAUGACUGCUAUGUAAAUGGUCAAACAACUACUGAGGACCAAACGAACAAAGAGGAACAUGAUUUGCAAAGGAAAAACAUUUGGUGGAGAUACUUUGAUCAAUGUUGUGGAAUCAAAAGUUACAAUGUGAAAAAAUCAGCAAAAGAUUCUGUAGAAAAUGAAGCUAUUUGCUUACAAAUGUUGCAGGAGAGUCCAAAAAUUAAAUUUGUACUCAAUGUUGGACUUGUUGUUGUAUGGUCUGUUGGUAUAUUCAUGUUUAUCUAUUUUUCUCUGUGAAAUAAUUGUGAUAUUGUUUCCUUUUACGUUGUACGUAGGUGGUGAACCUUUUUUGGUUAAGUUUGAAAGAGUUAAUAGUCUAAAGGUCAGGCUAUAGAAUCAGAGUCACUUUGGUUAAUGCAUUUUUACAUUUACGUUUGAAUUAAUCUGUUCAGUUGUAAAUGAUUUCAGGUAGUGUAAGACAAGCAUUUGGAACCCCCUGUUUGACAAGGUAUCUUUUUAUUUUCUCAAUGAUAGCAUAUGCAGUUUAACAUGAUUGGCUGAGUGAAGUCAGAAAUGUAUGGAUCUCAAAUAGUUUCUGAUGUAGCUGUUGCAAUGUGAAUUCCCAAAAUCAGUAUGUGACCCCCACAUAUCUUGUAAAUUAAUUCUUUGUUGCAAAUUAAAGUCAACCAUCUACUUCAUAUAACUUAGAAGUUAUUAUCUUAUAUAUAAUUUAACAGUUACUGCUCAAGUUGGAGUGAAACUGCAACAACUAAUAGUUAAGAGAAUAAUGUGUGUAAAUUUCUGUAUAAAUCUCAGGUGCUUGUUUAUUUGGGAGGAUGGUUGUAGUACAGGAUAAGGCUCAUAGACUAACUUGUGUAAUCUGCAUUUUUAAUGUUACUUGCACAGCAAAUAAACCUAUCGGAGCUUAACACAAUUGGAUUCAUAAAGCACAUAUGUACUCCAUCACCAGUGCUUGGCACACACCUUUCUGAAAAAAAAAUUGCAUGCAGUUAUACUUGGAAAAUUUAACUAUGAUAAUGUGGCAGACAAAAGGUUGUCCUGCUUUUUCGAAGUAUCCUGUUUCAUUAUGGCACUAUCUCUAAACUCUCUUCUCACACGACUUUUCAGCUGUACAUUGCUACUCAUACACCCUCCUUCAGUCUUGUUAUUGCCUGCUUGCAGCACUUGGCAAGAUCUUGAAUCAUGUUUUCUGUAACUUCGAUCAUAGUGUCUAUUUUUUGUCAUCUUGAAGCUAUCACUAGAAUUGCACCUGUUUGGAAGCUUCAUCUUCCAGUGCUGCCUCUGUUUCCAUUUCAAGCCAACCUAUUUGCAGCAAGUGCAUCUUCAAAAUGACUUGUCAUCCAUUUCUAAGUUGUUAUCCUCGCGGCAGGAUGCUCCAUGAAUGACUAUUAUCUCCUGAAUGAAUGCACGGUUUCGUCUCAUCGUCAGUUGCAAGGACAGACUUCCUUUCUUCUGUUUAAUGCUGACUGUUAGCUUCACUACCAUCAAUUCUGUCAACUCUUUCAAUGCUAUCAAAUAGUUUCCAUACAAUGUAAGUGCCAUAGCUUUACUCCACAAAGUUGGGGAAAAUGCUGAAUGUCAGUGUCUUGGAUAUCUGCGCUAAACUUUUGUUCCGUUUCUGCUGAUUCCAUGUAUCUUCUGGACGUUUGUAACGUUGGGUUAUUUUUAAUCCUGAGCAGAGCUUUAAACUCCACAUUCUUUACAUUUAUUGAGAAUUCUCGCGUCCUCAUAUGCAACGUUUCACAUCUUUGGCUCCUAUGGCUGGUAAAGCCCUUAAUUACACUUCCUUUUUUGUUUGUAAACCACUCCAGUGUCCUUGUUGGUCUGCUGUGCUCCAAUUAUGACUAAGUUACCUAAAACCUUAAUUCAUAAAAAACCAAAAGAACAGCAGAUGCUGUAAAUCGUAGUAAAAAUAGAAGUUGUUGGAAAGUGCAGCAGGUCGGGCAGCAUCUGUGAAGAGCAAUCAGAGUUAACGUUGUGGGUCUAGUGACCCUUCCUCAGAACUGACAAUUCAUGUUUGUUCUGCACUAAAUCCCAUCUGUCCCUCUCUCCCAAUUUAGUGAAUGUCAGUGACCCGACAUCCAUGCCCCACACCAUGCCAUUUCCCACUGAAUCCCAUACCAUUGUAGGUUCUUGGCCUUCCCUGCAAUUUCUUACAGUUUUGUAACUCCUAAAAAUUCAAAAUUCCUUUUUAUGCUUUAUAAAAAAAACUAAAUGCAGCCUAUCUUUUGCAUUUGAGUAGUUGAUUUAGUAUUCCAACAUGAACCACAGAAUUCAAACAAACAGCUAUUUGUAUUAUAGGACUAUGAUUUCUUUAUUGUAUCCUAGGUUUUGUUUAUGCCACAAGUUUCAGAUUUUAUGGUUUAAAUAGACUUAAACUAGGAUUUAACUUUUGGGGUGUAUUCCACUUAAAAAAGAAACAAGAUAUUGUUUUGAAUUAUUUGUUAUCAUGACUUCGCCAACUCAAUUGUCUGUUGUAAAUUUAAACUCACUUGUACAGCUGGAAAAACAAUACUGUCAAGACAGCAGUUAAGGCUAAGCCCAGUAGACUAUAUUUGUACAAUUGUCGUUUACAGAAGUGAACAAAUUGAGUGGAAGAAACAGCAGCCUUGUAAAACAUCUUGAACGUGGCUGAAUAUCCAAUUUUAUGGGUGUUGGCACUUGUGCUGUGGACAUUUUUUUUCACAAUAGAGUUUUGUUUGACUAUGUGAAAUCAAAUGUAGCUUUAACCCUAAUUAGUACGUGUUCAGUAAUUACGCAGUUUGAAUUUCUCCCUUUUUGAUGGGAACAAUUUUUUUAAACUUGUAUUUGUUUUUCGGGAGUGAAAAUCACAAUUGAACGAACUCUUUGUAAAUUCUACGAUACAGUGAGACACUAACUUUUUCACUUUUGUAGCGUGACUGUAGUCUAAUCUUGUGGCUCAGAUUGGCAAAUAUCUAAUACUGUCACACUUUGUGCCCAAGAGUUGAGAAAAAUGAAUUGAAAUGUAUUUUUCUUGCAACUGGGUAUUGUAGAUGGCAGGUGCGCGUUGGUGAUGGUGUGUGAGAAACACAGAACUAAAAUGAAAUGAAAGCUUAGAACCGGCAAAUAUUAGAACCAUUUUUUUCAAAAAUUAUUGUUCAGUCAUGGGGUGUCUGGCAACAGAAUGAAAAUUGAGCACAGUACGAACAAGAUGGAUAGGUGAAUGAAACUGUCUUGUGAAAUAGCUGAAUUUGCUUCUGGAUGUGAGCUUGCUCGCUGAGCUGGAAGGUUAGUUUUCAGGUGAAGGCUUCAUCAGAGGCUCACUGAUGAUGUUACCUAAAUGGUGACGAAACGUCUGAAAACUAACCUUCCAGCUCUGUGAGCAAUCUCACAUCCAGAAACUCAACCUGAGCUACAAAUUUCCUCAAAACCCGCUAGCUGAAUUUGCUAUAGGUGAAGGCCAAGAAGCAUCAAAAUACACUUGUUAUGGACAGGAUAUUCUCAGGCACCAGGUAUUAUUUAAUUUCAUAGCUAUGGAGCAGAACACCUAAGGAGCACAACAUUACAUUUUUCUUACUGCAUUUUGAAGAUUUACUAAAACCAAACUUGUAUGGUGUUGAAGCUGGCAAUACUGUUGUGGUUGAGGUGUGUGUGCUUUUCCUUUUUUUUAAAAGAAGAAAGCAUGACGUUGAAACGAUAUGACUAUUUUGGAACCCUGCACUCUUGUUAACAUACAGGGAGGGAUUAAAGUUAUAAUUCUAUGCAAAUAACAUUUUGAUUUUUGAAUUUAAAUCUGUGCUAAAUCUUCUUUUUUAAUAUAUAUGUAUAUUCUGAACAGCUUUGUUUCUGCUAACCCUAGUCAGUUGGAGGGCUGAAAUGCAUUGCAGAGCCUAUAUGAGUCACUGAAUGAAUUGGAUUGAGAGUGCUGAAAAUGGUGCAAAAGAGAAAUAAGUGUUUGAUUGUGGAUUUUGUGGACUUGUCUUUUCAACUUGGAAAUCUCCAAGAAUUUGAGGCUUGAAUGCUAGUGCAGUUUGUAGAAGUGCAACAGUGGGAGUGAGCUUUGCCUAUGAAAUGACCAGUAGCACAUUAGCGAAGUCAGUUGGACCUCUGAACUUUUUGGGGUAGAGGGAUUGAAGCUGAGCAAGAGGAUUAAAGGUUUGACUGCUGUUGCUUCUGGCUGAUUGUAUUGAAAGUGUUAAUCGGACUGAAUUUGGAAUGGAAGGGAAAAUCUUGAGGUCUUAAAUAUUUGUGCUGUUGUAGAAAUUUCACCUCUUCACCCACCCCCAUCACACUGAAGGAACAUCAGUAGCCAGGAUCCUCCUUUGUCUACCUUCCAUCUUAAAACUGGAUUCUAUGACUUCAUUAAACUGAGGAGGAAGGUGAUGUCUAAUAAUCCAGAAUUAUUGCCACAGCUGUAUCAAACCAAGGUAGCAGAAGUGGGCUCCUGUUAAUGUUUAAAUUGUUGAGUUUUGCCAAAGCCUAUUUUGGCUAAUGCUAACUAGCAACUCUUUUCUUCCCCUCCUCAUUUGACAGUGUACAGAAAUCUCAUUAAUAACUCUGUUUGUUUCCUUGGUGGAAGACAGAAGCUGCAGGCAAACCUAAUUUGUUUGGCCAGCAUCAUAAUACCAAGAUACCGUGCUCCUUCACAAUCUAAUGCUGUUAUAUUUAUUGCCUCAUUAGUAAUUUUUCUGGCUGCAAUUCAUGACUGAAGCUGCCAAUGAGUUACACUAAACUGACUUUUCCAUCACAAGGGUAUGCUUUAUUUCCCAACCUGUUUGUCUAAGCCUUUAAGAGAGCAAAGGCUUAGUUCUGUGAUUGGGAUGCAGCAAAAUCCAGGCGUUUAUAUACUGCUGAUUAUGGUCUUGCUGAAAGAUAACUCCAGCGAGCAGUUGUAUUCCAUGUGAAGCUAAUAGUAUGGUCAUUCCAUGUAAUGAUGAGUAAAAGAGAAAGUUGUUUAUACAAGGCACUGUGGUCUAAACAUAGAUAAUUAGCACAGUACACUGCAGGUAAUGUCAUUUUAAGUGAUAAGUAUUUGUUUUCAUUUGCUUUAAGUUACUGUUUUGGAAGGGUGUGCUUAACCUCUGAUCUAUUAAAGGUAAUCCUCCUGUACUUUCAGACGAUUGCAACUCAUUUAGCUUCUCCGCUGUAUUGCCCUCCAUAGAAUUUUCUCUCAAACUAUGUCUGUCCAUUGUCUACCCUCAAUUCAGAUUCUAUACCAUUUAUACUCUGAUUCAGUCUUUCAGUUCCAUAUUUUCAUCAAAUAAUUUCUGUAUUGCAUUCAAAACUGACUUUUGUUCUGUGUGCCCCUUUUAAGCUGCUGCACAUCUGUGAGGAUCCCCAUACAAGCAGCCUCUCUGUUUGAGGCCAACCAACAACUCGAACUCUGCUAAUUUAUGCGAGGAACUAUAGUGAGGUAAAGGUUUGAAUGGCAGUCUGUUGUGCCACACUUGAGCCAUGAUCACUAGCCCAAACAAAGCCUGACUUAGUGGACCCACCAAUAAAAUCAAAUAACUGAGUAGAAACUGGUGAUUGUAACCUGGACCCUGUUAUUGUUUCUGUGCUAUUCUCAGUCCAUUUUGUCUAAGAAAUCUAUCUGGAUUUUUUUUUUAAAUUAAAAAAAAUCCUGUGUUUGUCUGGGAAAUUUGAUUAUAUUACUCUGGGGAAUUCUUAAACUCAUAAGUUCAGAUUAAAGGACUCUCUGUCCUUUAGAUCAUGGUUCCCAGUUUGAUAGUAAAGACUUGCACAAUAUUCUAUUGCAGAGUCUGUGAAUCAAGUGAUAGUGUACUAUUUUCUCCAUCACACAGGUUCUAUUUACAUAUUGGCAUGGUCCAGGUGUGUAAUUUGCAUGCAGAUUUUUCAUUGCUACAUUGAUAAUGUUGACUGUGUCUAACUGCUUCAGUCAUCUUGUCCCUAAACUCCUUAUUGGGUAAAUCUGACUCAGUUUUUUGUGGAAAAAUCAAACAUUAUUUUCAGACAAAUUUUCAGAACCCUGUUGUGGUGAGUCCAGUUAAGGAUCCAAUAAGAUGUUUUUGUGUGAGCAUUUCAUGGCCCUGUUUGGCUUUGCUUGCUGAAUGCACUUCAACCUGAAGCAUGAUUAUCAGAUGGAGCCAUGGUGAUAUACAAUUUUUUAACCAGGAGGAGAUUGAACACAUUGGUCUCAGGUAAGGCAGAGUAUCUCUCUUUUUAUGAAACAGAACCUUUAUGAGCAUGGGGACAAGUUUUCCCACAAAUUUUGGCUUUUUAUUAGCAAAACAAUCUCUGAUUUAGGAAGUGAAAAUAACUUCUAAACGUACCUGCACCAAUGGCCUCCUCCUGUCAGCAGCUGCAUGCUGCCCAGCUCAAGAUUAUGUUGGUUAUGUAGGUUGGGGAAGAGAAAAAAAAACCUAAAUACAUGUUGUUUACCACGUGAAUUAGUGAUCUAUCUGGAUCCAAAUCAAAGUGAUUAUUGUAGCUGAGUGAACAAGGUGUAGAACUGGAUGAACGCAGUAGGGCAAGCAGCACCAGAGGAGCAGGAAAGCUGACGUUUCAGGCCUAGACCCGUCUUGCUGAGUGGUUGGCAAUGUAGUUUGAAUAUAAAAUAACUGACUAAAUAACUUGGAUGCAAUUGUUCUGAUGUUCAGAGGUAUUUGUUUUAUUUGGUGGGGAAAGAGUGGCAGGGGAGAAUCUUCAUGAUUUAUUUUGCUCCAAUAUAGCUGGUCAAACCUAGGCAUCCGUGGUGAAAAUUUGGGUGGUGAAAGUAUGGGAUGUAAGCACAUUUUCUGGAGAUUGGGGGACAAUUUAAAUCUAAAUUGCUUUUUGUCAAACUGUUAAUGGAUUCUGCUUUAGUUGAAAACAUCUAUAAACUUGCAUCAAAGUAGGAAUGUGUUUAGUGAUUUACAUCCUGCCUGGAUGCAUUUGGAUUGUAGCUUGUGGAAGAUGCCAUGCAAGAGGGAGAAUGGAUUACUCCAUACUUCCGGUAUAUUGUACAUCAUUAAAUUUUACCGUUCAGCGCACGAUGUCUCCUAUUGACAAACAAGCAAAAUCCCUUAGAUUAUCAUACUGUGGAUUGCUGCCCGAUGACCUUUCUGUAUUAUUUGGUUCUGUAGGGUUGAUCUUGUAGCUAAUCUCUUCACUCACUGCAUAAAAUCUUUGAAAUCAAUCAGAAUAACACAUUGUUAAUUAUAUAUCAACAUUUUAAUCAUUGCACAUUCAUUAAUGGAUUUCAGACUUUUAUGGAAUGAUCUAACAAUGAGGGGCUAACUAUCCAUUUUUGCCUAUAAAUGCAGUUUCUGAAUUGGGAUAUUUUAAAAUAUUUUUGUUUGCAUAGAUUUGCUUCUCUGGAUUUAUCUGGCACACAAAUUCAGAUCUUCAAGAACUUAUGCGUUGUACAAAGAACUUCAGUUUGAAGGAACUUGCAAGAGAGUUACAGUGAAUUCUUUAAGAUGAGGAAAAUAAAAUAAUCAGAAGUCUGUGUCCAUCUAAUUAUGUAGAAGUGUUCUGAAAGGCAAUGCACACCAGCCGACCAUUCCAUCAGCUUUAAUUUCAGGCUUUUAAAUGUUUUAAAACAUGUUAAUUUUACUCUAAUCAACCUCUAGUAACAAGCUGUGUAACAAGUUUAGUGUGACCAUUAAGGUUAUAGGUUUUAAAAAAGUCUAAAACCAUACUUUAAGACUAAUGCAUUGUGGGGUUUAUAAUUAUCUACACGUCUUUGGUAGAAAUCUAAUUUUACUCGAGCAUAACUUUUUAUCUAGAUAUAUGUAAGCUUCUAAAUUGCAAUCUACAGUAAUUAUAUAGUGCUUAAGUCGAUUUGAUUUGAUAAGGCUCUAGAUGUUCCUAUCUUGGUUUCAUGUUAUUUGAUUGUAAUAGUUGCAUAAAUAGUCUUUGCUGUAGUCCAUACAAAAUUAUAACUAAGAAUAUAUUGUCACUGCAACUGAAGAACUUGGAUUGUGAGGGGAAAUGCAUGAAGGGACCAUAAUUUGUCAAAGUUUUGGAAAUUACUUGCAUAAUCUGCUGCCUUUAGUAUUCUGUAACCAAUUAAACCUUCCUCUAAGCAGAAAGGUUUUUUGCAUGUGAAAGAUUGCAUGUUUACUUUGCAAGUAAAUUCUCAAAUUUUCCUUCAGCUAUUUAACCGGCCCAGUAGAGAAGCUUUGAAAAUAAAGAAACAUGUAUUCUAUCAUAGUAUGGAAUCCAUUUGCACGUAAUAUUGAUUAAGAAGUACAAUGUUAGAGAAAACCCUGUAUCAUGUUUUUAAAUUUACACUGCGUGCAGUCCAGAGGGUUUCAUGUUCCUUCUAAUUGUAGAUUGACUGACCCACAAUGAAAGUCAAGCUGGCCAAUAAAUUUUUGGUUAAAUUCAGUGUUUAGCUGAUAGAAUCUUCCUUUUGUGAAUAAGAAACCAUGGUUUAUCCACCUAUUUUAAUUCUGAGCUGUGCCUCACGUUAGCAAUUUGGCCAUGUAUUAGAUCAGUGAAUCAGGUGUGUGCAGGUGGGGACUCUUUAAUCUUCUGGUUUUAACUGGUUUGGAGUGUCUUUUGCAGUCAGAAGUAAAUAGAUCAGUGGUACUGGCUGAACAUUUUUAUUAUUCCCUGCAAGAUUUGUUUUAACAAUUGUUCAUAGUACAAUGGUAUCUCUUUUACUUUCAGGGGAAAUAUUUGUGGAGACUCUGAAGCCAUACCAGGAAGCGCUUUGAUGCCAUGCUACUUAUUAAAAUUUUAAAACCAAUUACAAACCUCUGAAGCAAAUCAAGUGAUUACAAUUUCCAUUAUGGAAAUUAGUUCUUGCAAAAAGAAUUUACAUGGAACUCUGAGUUCCGGGGAGGGAUGGGAAUACUGUGCACAUUUUUCUGAACUGAGAUGCUGCGUCGUUCGCAAAAUUUUGAAUUUGUUUUAAUUGCCUUGAGUUUAAAGCCAACUGACAGCCCCUACCCGUUGUCCUGACUGAUAAAAUGACUAUUACCUUACAAUUUGAUAUCCUUUAAGCUCUGUCAUUACUCAUCUCAUGUCCUUAUUAUCAGUUGUUUUUCCAACUGCGAUUUGCUAUUUUACAAAUUUUGUAAUUUAUCUGCUUUAAGUUAGUAAUUUAUAGGAUUGGUAAACUGGUAUUCUAUUACUGAAUGAGCCACUAUUUGUAGUUGUUUAGCUGAUACUAUUCCAUAAUUUGCUGAUUCUGAUCUCUGAUUAAUGAACUGCAGUACAUUGGACCAUAUGUCUAUGGCUACCCUUUCCUGUGAAAAAUUGCUGCUUUCGUUUUGUGCUGCCUCUGUGGAGGUUUACAUUAUCCAGAGCUGAUUUAGAAGCAGACUAAAUAUGGUGCGUUGAUGCACAAAAGGAACAACAAUAACAAAGGUCAGACAUUCUCCGCUUUCUUUGGCAGAUCCUAUCAAUCAUGACUUGCAGCCUGUCUGGUUGGGGUGGAUGGGUGCAUGUGUAACUGUUGGAUUUUUUGGAUGGGAGUGAUGGGGAAAUAUGGUCAGUGGGAGGGUGAAGUGGUCUAUUACUUUAUUUCCAUGGUAGCAGAGGGAGGUUAAAUUCUAGGUUUAAUCCUUGGUCUGCUCACUUUCUUCAUCCUGGAGCAGUGACAGGCACUAAAGUUGCCCUCUGAAUGCCCUGGUAUAAGUGUUCCUUAUUCUGAUGCUAUUCAGUAAACUGUCUGGUAGUACAAAAAUGCAUUUUGAAUGAGGAUAAUGUGCAGAAAUUGGCUCUGACCUUUUCAUUUGAUGAAGUAGCCUACAUUCAAAUCAAAGCAUGAAUAAUGACCACUUGAAAGAGGUACAAGAGGGUGCUUGCUUCAGUAGACUGUACCUCUGCAAGCAGUUAAUCUGUUCAGAAAAUGAGGGAAAGAUUUGGCGAAAUGUUGAAAAUGUACAGUAUAAUCUGUGGGGUCUUUAUUGCUUUGAAGCCAGUACAAGAAAAUACUUCACGGGACUUCCUAUUGAGGGGUUGGUUGCCUUUCUGCCCUGGUGAUAAAAGACAAAGCCACUGAACUAUCCUUUAAAAUUUACAGAAUGCUUGCAGAAUACAGCAGGUGACAUCUACUUAUAAAAGAGCUAUGUCAGUAAAUCUGAAGAAAAGGUAAAAUGUUCAUAAAGGAGUAUAAUGAUUAUGAACAAAGUGGAUAAUUGGCAGUAGAGUUUUUUCACUGAAGACUUGUAAAACAUCAAAUGAAUAUUUUGAAGGGACAAAGUUGAAUACAAAUAUGGGAAUCAGGAAAUGAGAUGAGAUAUUUCUUAAAUCAGAUUGUCUCUGCAAUGAAUUCAUAAUUAAAAUGAGAAUGAGAUCAGUAAAUGCCAAUAGCACACCAAGAAGAAAAAAUUUAAGGCAUUGGGUCCGUCAGCAUUACAUGAAUAAUGGGGAAAUGCAUCAAGACCGAUGUGAUGUCUUAAAGAGCAGAGACAAAGUGGGAUAAGACGGGUUAUUGUGUUUCGAUGAGAUUUGCUUGUAUUUCGGAAAGCAUUUGGUAAAUUCUGAUUUUGAAGGUAAAUAAAUGCACGUGGUGUACUCAAAAAAGCACAACACUACAGAUGCUGGAAAUUGCAAUAAGCCAGCAGAUGUCAGAAUUGCUCAACAAUUUUGAGCACCAUCUGUGAAGAGAAACAUUUAAUGUUUCAGAUAAUGUGAGCUCUGUUUCUUUUUCUACAAUAGCUCCUUGGCAUGCUGAAUGUUUCCGGCAAUUUCUGGUUUUCUUUAUGGUAUACCUACUACUUGGAUUGAGGUUGUGGUGACAAAUGGAUAUAGCUCUGCUGAGACAAACAAUUAGAUUUAGAAUUCUGCAAGAAAUUGUUCAGUGUCUCCUGUUACACAAAACAGAAUGGAGGGUGGUGCUAAAAGUAAUGAGGCACAACAUUUGGAUAUUUUGAAUGACUAUUCAUUAAACUUUUCAGUGAAUAUGAAGGUGUUAUGUGGUCAGUUAUAGAAAUACAUUGAGAUCUGUCUGUUGUAAAAUAGAUUAUUUUACAUCUUAUUGAUAAGACAUAAAGUAUGCAUGCAUUUAAGGGAGGUGACAGCAAAGUGGUAUUAUCACUGGACUGUUAAUCCAGAAGCCAGGAAACCUACUGGGAUCUGGAUUCAAUCCUACCAUGGCAGAUGGUGGAAUUUGAAUUCAAUAAAAUAAAAUCUGUAAUUAAGAGUCUAAUGACGAGCAUGAAUUGAUUGUCAGAAAAAAAGCAUUUGGUUCACUAAUGUCUUUUAGGGAAGGAAACUCCCAUUUUUAGCUGGUCUGGCCAACGUGUGACUCUGGACUUUCAGCAAUGUGAUUGCCAGAGAGCAGUUAAUAAUCAAUUAGGGAUGGCCAAUAAACGCUGGCUUAGCCAGCAACAACUUCGUCCCAUGAAGUUGUUAAAUUCAAGCUCGUGUGCAGUUUUGGACACUUCCAGAGGAUAUUGAUUCGCAAAGAUGUAGCCAUUGGGAUGCCUGGGAUGUAUGUAGUGCAGUUGUGUAAGUGAGACUCACUGAAUUAAAAUAGGGAAGUGUUGGAGGAAAGAUUUGAGGCGAUAUGAUUCAGGUCUCUUCUAAACUCUGAAAGAUAUGGACGUGUAAAGAUUUAAUAACUUUUGUUCCUUUGUUUGCUUGCCUGACCUGACUCCUCUGUACAUGAGGUGGGUACAAGGCUUGUUGACUGGGCAUCAAUUUCCCUUGUUACUGACUGCAAGGUGGUAGUAGAGACUAUUCAGGUAUGAUCGACCUCUCUAAUUUUCACUCCUGUUUCUUGGAAGAAACCUUACUUAAAGUCCCACUCAGUUUAUUGAGGUUCUGAUUCAAUUCUAUUCCUGUUGCGUGGCACACAAUUAUUUUGAUUUGUAGAUAGCAAAGCCUUAGCCAAGAUAGUAUGGCCGUAGUAAAUUACUGAACAGUCUAGUUUAUACAAAUGGAAAGCUGUUGAAUAUGUGAUCUAGUAAUCAAAUUAAGGUUUAAAAAGAUGAAAGUAUAAAUUAAACAUUCCAUUAAAUUUCAGUUUCAGCCUUGUUAGGGCUGUGGAACUGUGCUAAAGACAACUAAUUGAAGUCCAUUUUAUUGUUUUUGAUAUGCUGGGGUCACUGCUGAAAUUGCUGUCUGUUAAGUUAGGAACAGUUUGCUUCAGGAAAUUAAAUGUAGUGAUUCAAUAACUGAAACUUAAGUGACAUUGGGAGUAUGGAUUGAUUUGGUUUUUUUGUUCAAAGCUUUUAUGUUGUAUUAGCUUCGAUUUAAGACAUUAAGGGCCCAAAUUUUCCAGUUGUGCUCCAACAGGGGGAAAACAUGCAUAGACCAAACUUGGAGUUUGUUUUAAUGCAAGCACAAGGAGCUUGAGCUUCAUGGGUUUUAAUUCUUAAUUUUGUGCGUAUGUAUAUAUGUUUAUAGAUUCUUGUUAUUUCAAUGACUGAUCUACUUUAAAUAAAUCCUUAGUUAUCUCAGCAAAGUGGUAUAAUUUGCCUUAUAAAUCGAAAGGGUUCAAACCCAACUCUGGGACAUGAGCAUGUAACCAAUAUUGAGACUUUGUGCAUUGUUAAUCUGUCAAUUUAAAGACAGCUGCUUCUCUGUUUCCUCCACCAAAAAAAAAUGGAUCUGACCAUUGGUAAAUUGCCUGCUUAAUUGUGUUCUGUAUAUACUUGCUCCUUUUGCUAAUACAGUAGUUGUUUAUGCCAACUGGACACCAAAGGGAAAUAAAUUUAUAUUGUACACUCCUUUGUACAAGAGGAAACGUUGGGCCCUUAAAGUUGAAUCUAAUUACUACAAUACUUGAAACUGGUAUGUUAAUUCAAAUUGCUGUAAAAUUAUUUUCAUAAGAAAUGUUAUUUCUGGUAAUGGAUUGUUUUAUAAAAUCUUGUCAUUUGGGAGAAUUGUAUGUUAAGCUCAGUUUUGUGAACUGUAGACUCCAAUUACAAAGAUGUUUGUGUUUAUCAUGUAUUCAUGUCAUGAUUUAUUAUACUUUUCUGUAUUCUGCUAUUUUGUGGAAGGUUUUUGUUUUGGUUCGUUUUCAAAUGUUCAGUGCUGUUGAGAGGCUGUUUUAAGGAAAACUAUUUCCAGUUGCCUUGUGAACUUGAACCAAAGUGUUCCCUCAGUUGUGUUCACAUUGGUUCUUGACUUUAAAAAUUAAGAUGUUUGUUACUUGAUCCUGAUGUAAAGUGUUAUAGUUUCUGAUGUAUUAUGUACUAUUGUUAAACUCACUCCUGUUGUUUUAUCAAACUGAUCAGAAAAAUGUAUGAUGCAUUGAGGUUUUCAUUCUCUUGACCUUCUGUGUCUUUUAAAUUUCAGAAUCAUUUGUCAAGAUCCAUCUUUUAAAAAGAGGAUGUGUACACAGUCUGAAGGUUCCCAUUUGAAGCACCUGGCAUCCAGAAAUGAAUGGAAUAAAGUGAAUAUAAUAAUUUUAAAUAGAAUUUGAAAAGCCCAUCAAAAGUAGCUUAUUUCCCUGCCCUGACCUUCUGAAAUUCUUAGUAGCCUCUUAAACUGAUGUCUAAAUACAUAAACUUAGUGUUUAGUAAUUCUGAUUUCUGUUUUGUUUUCUACAGCGAUGGAAUAAUGCAAGUAUCCUGUGUACUCUAGCAAGCUGCUAGUCCCACGUUGACAGAUAGCGAAUUAAACAUUUUAUCCACAGACUAGCUACUUGUAUCCUCCAUUUACAGGCUCCUUUCACUUAGCUGUUCUGUAUCAACUCUUAGGAUAUUUGUGUCAUAAACAAAGAGCUACAUGGAGCCUGAAUGUUGGAGUGCUGCCUGCUGCUAAAAAAGAAAAGCUGUUGGUAUUUGGAAAAAAAUUUUGAACAUACUAAACUUUUCCAUCAUUGGAACUACUUAAUUGAUUUUGCCUUGUACAUCAAAGUUUAGGAAUAACAACUUAAAACACAGCAUUUAAGUAUAAACAGGAUUAAUUCAUGUUCUUAAGUGACUGUUUGUUUGCUUUUGCAGUGAUGGGUAAGGACGAUUUAAUUUUAAAGCUAUCUACUCUUCAAAAUUGUCAGCCACCAGCUUGAUGUGUGGCUAUAGAAGUUUCAUGUUUUGCUCUGCUAGACUUAUUACUUCCACGGUGAGGAUUGUUUCCUGCCAAAUAUGACCACUUGUUGCAGUGUAAUACAUUCUAAUGUGCAAGCUGUCAAACAGUUCAGAGAAAGGAUGCUGUAGGCUCAAAAAAGUAACAAAAAUUCCCCAGUUUGAAACAUUCCAUAAAGAUGUAUCAUAGCUUCUGCCGAUGGAGUCCAUUCAGUUUAUUGACGUGUCAAAAUGCAACUGAUUUUGGGGGAGUAAACUUGACAGCUGGAGAUUAAACUUCAUAGAAUCCUGAAUGAAACUAUUUUUCUCUGCAGUGGGAACACUUUACCGAACAGAUUUUUCAAUUUCUUAGCUGGUUAAUUCAAGAUUUGGCUGAAUAGCAAAAGUCAGGGGUAAAGAACAAGAAAUACAGGAUGUGACAUGAGUUGUAGCAAGUGUCAUGAAGUUGUGGGCUGCAGCAGUAAACUUAAGGAGUUGAAGUAAAUGAAAACUUCUAACUUCAUUCAUUUGUAUCUUGUGUAGAUGUAGAAUUUUCCUGAGUAAUUGCUUCACACAUGACUAAGAAUGGGAGCCUCCAGAGAAAGUACAUCUAGUCCUUGUUUUUAUUAAAGGUAUGAUUCAUGAAAUUGUACAUGCAACAUGUGGAUGGAACACCAUUCAGGAAAAGUUUUCCUACAUGUGCUGUUAAUGUAAAGGCAGAAAUGUGAACUUGAAGCAUAUUAAUGUUUUCAAAAUGCUGAUACUUCAACCUCUUGUUUUAUUUUUUCUGAAGUAAAUUAAAAAAAGUUAAGAAAA
Stegostoma tigrinum is the source of this 16666-nucleotide messenger RNA. RefSeq names its product sodium/myo-inositol cotransporter-like. The coding region runs from base 102 to 2252 and encodes 716 amino acids. Gene Ontology annotation, cellular component: plasma membrane. The record is from RefSeq and is a predicted model, not a curated record. Gene Ontology annotation, molecular function: D-glucose:sodium symporter activity. The transcript has 2 exons. Gene Ontology annotation, biological process: myo-inositol transport; inositol metabolic process; transmembrane transport. Lineage: Eukaryota; Metazoa; Chordata; Chondrichthyes; Orectolobiformes; Stegostomatidae.